GGCGAUUCUGCUGGUGUGACGUAUAAUCUAGUGGACGGAACGCUUCUUUCAACAGCAGCGACAGCUCGUCAGCCACCUCGGUAGCUUGAUAGACAAAAUAGACGAACCAAUAAAGCUCUUUAGACGCUUUCGUGUUUAUUAGCCACUGUAUUUUAAACUCACUACUGUCGUCUAGUUAGUUAUCCGAUUUAAUUUCAUAUUUACGGUGUUGUUAUUAGUCAGCUAGCGGGCUGGUUAAGUUAGCAUUAGCCUAGCUAGCUAACAUCUCUGACCAUGAGUUCACUAAGCUGCUCUCCUCCUGAUAAAGAAGAGGAAGUCUGCUGGAUGGAGAAAGAAGCUCUGGUGAAAGAGGAGGAGGAAGUUACAAUACAAAAACAAGUAGAGGGUGAGGCUGUUACGGUGAAAGAAGAAGAGAAAGACGUCCCAGUUAAAGAAGAGGAAGAUGCGUUCAGAGUGAAAGAGGAGGAGGAUGUUACAGUAAAAGAAGAGGAGAAAGAGAAAGAGGAGGAUGCGGUUUUUGGAGUGAAAGAGGAGGAGGAGGAGGUGACUGUCACAUCCAAAAAGGAGGAGGAAGAAGACGAGGAAACUGGAUAUCUGUGCCCGGUUUCCCAAAAGCAUAUUCAGGCGUCCAAUGGUUCUAACAAUGUACUUAGCCUUAAGAUGGUUUUGAGAAACCGGGCCCUGAUUAACACUAGAGAGAUGUGACUAUGGUGGAUCCUCUGGGGAGCCUCAACAACAUCAUGAGGGAGAGAAAAGUCUCUCCAGAUCAGAACUCCUCAAGAAACACCAUCAGAGAACCACAAGGAAGAAAUCUCACUUCUGCUCUAACUGUGGGAAAGGUUGCAAAUCUUCAUCAGAACUUAUAAUACGCCAGCGAGUACACACAGGAGAGAAAUCUCACUGCUGCUCUGACUAUGGUAAAAUAUUCAACUCUUCAGUAAAACUUAAAAUACAUCAAAGAUUACACAAAAGAGACAAACCAUAUGGCUGUGCUCAAUGUGGGAAGAGUUUUUCUUCAUCUAGCUAUCUAAUUGUACACAAGAGAACACACACAGGAGAGAAACCUUAUAGCUGUGAUCAAUGUGGGAAGAGUUUUACUUCAUCUGGCCAGCUGACUUUACACCAGAGAAUACACACAGGAGAGAAAUCUUAUAGCUGUGAACAAUGUGGGAAGAGUUUUACUAGAUCUGACCAUCUGACUUUACACCAGAGAAUACACACAGGAGAGAAAUCUUAUAGCUGUGAUCAAUGUGGGAAGAGUUUUACUAGAUCUGACCAUCUGACUUUACACCAGAGAAUACACACAGGAGAGAAGUCUUAUAGCUGUGAACAAUGUGGGAAGAGUUUUACUAGAUCUGACCAUCUGACUAUACACCAGAGAAUACACACAGGAGAGAAAUCUUAUAGCUGUGAUCAAUGUGGGAAGCGUUUUACUAGAUCUGACCAUCUGACUAUACACCAGAGAAUACACACAGGAGAGAAACCGUUUAGCUGUGAUCAAUGUGGGAAGAGUUUUACCACAUCUAGCUAUCUGACUAUACACCAGCGGACACACACAGGAGAGAAACCUUAUAGCUGUAAUCAAUGUGGGAAGAAGUACUCUGAUAAAAGAUCUCUGAUUAAACAUCAGAAAAUACAUGAAGGAGUUGUUUCAUGAUAUCAAUGAAAUAAUGUCACAAUAUAGAAUGUUUUAACAUUGUAGUAGGAGUAUUCUGUACAUUGCUGGAUUAUUUUAAUGAUGUCACAAUGUAGAACCCUAAAUGUUUCUCCCCUGUUCUAUUAAUUUCAACAUUAAAUGGAUAUUAUCCUCAGGGGGAAAAAUCUAGGCUCUGAAUUGAAAGAGUACUAUUUAUGUGAUUUAACAAAAAGUGACCCACGUGAAUCAAAGUGAAACACUUCAAAAUGUAGCUAGCUGUUUUCUACAAAUUGUCCUCUAACCAGGGAUGUACACAUUACUCCCAGAUUCCGUGUGGUUUUUGCUGCGUUAGUUUUAACAGGACGUGCAACCUCAUCUCCCUCCUUUCGCACAAUUGAUUUCAACAUGAUAUCGAUGAGUGAUGACAAAUAAGUGUUGUAUUCCUUUGUUUAUCGACCCCUACAUUUAAAUGCAUCACUCCAACAUGUAGCUGACUGUCUUCUGCAGGUUGACCUCUAACCAGUGAGGUGAAAUAUAUCUCCCAUUUCCAUUUGUUUUUUUAGUUGUGUUCGUUUCAACAGCACGUACAACCUGAUUUCCCCCCUAAUCGAUAUCAUUGAUUUAUUGCUACUUGUCAAAACAACAGUGUUUCUGGUGCUUGUGCAGUUUAUUUCAGGUGCUUGUUUAAGAAAAAUUCAAGUAAUAUGAUUAUUGUGGCAGAUGUUUGUGUAUAUAGCACAUUUUAUGUUUAGGCUUUUAAUAUAUCACAAACUGUUUCUGCAUAUUGGUUAUUGAAAAUGGAAUGUCUAAGUUUAAGGUAAUGACUAAAGGAUUCCACCCUGAAACGUAUAACUGUGUAAAGAAUUAGAAUUAAUAGUCUGUAAUUCUCUAAUGUGUGUGCGUAGGACAAGUUAAGACUUUACUAUUUAGCAAUUCAAGUGAGACAUUCAAAGGAAAAGAGGAAGUGUUAACAGACAGCUUGUGACAGACAACUUGUGACCACUGUAAAACUGAUAACAGGAAGGAGGUCUCCCCACCCAGGGAGGGGAGAAACCGUUAGGCUUGCAGUAGACUAUGUAACAUGUUUCAGGAUAUGAUAAGCAAUGUAUGUGUUGGAGAAGACUUGUAACCAGCAUUGACAGUGUUUGAGAAGAGUAGAGGUAUUUAUAUGACCAAAUGUGAGGUAUAAAAGGCUGUGUGCUUGUAUGAGCUCUCUGAAUAAAGAACUUACCCUUUGCAGAAA
Molecule: messenger RNA, 2879 nt
Organism: Oncorhynchus nerka (sockeye salmon)
Lineage: Eukaryota; Metazoa; Chordata; Actinopteri; Salmoniformes; Salmonidae
Product: cilia- and flagella-associated protein 251-like
Exons: 2
Coding region: 274-705 (143 amino acids)
Source: RefSeq, a predicted model, not a curated record